Molecule: messenger RNA, 1467 nt
Organism: Hyaloperonospora brassicae
Lineage: Eukaryota; Oomycota; Peronosporomycetes; Peronosporales; Peronosporaceae
Source: the annotation of a GenBank genome assembly
AUGGCGGACACGGCGCGCGCACUGAAGCGGCCGAAACGCGCGACGACGGACGCGCGUCACGCCGAUGCGGUCCCGUCUACUGAUGAACGCAUUGGAGAACUCGGUUUCUACCUCUCUCCGCUCCAGCCCGCGCUAGCGACUCACAACGUGCACGCCAAGAGCCUAAAAAACCUCCUGGAGGGACCGUUCUUUCAGUGCCUGCUGACCAAUUACAUGUUUGACCUGCCGUGGCUCUUCUCCGAGUGUCCGCGACUGAGGCAAGUGCCCGUGCUGCUGGUGCACGGCGAGAGAGAUCGACAUGGAAUGAUGAAAGAAUGUCGCGAGUAUACCAACGUAACGCCUGUGGCUCCACCGUUGCCGAUCCCGUACGGCACGCACCAUACCAAGAUGAUCGUGGCGCUGUACGCGGAGAAGGUGCGGGUCGCGAUCUUUACUGCCAACUUUUUACCAGACGACUGGCACUCCAAGACGCAGGGGGUGUGGUACCAGGAUUUUGGUCUGAAGGUGAUUGGGGAUUGUAACGAUGAAGAGGAGGAGGAACGAGCUGGUGUGAAAAACGCUGGUGGUGCUGAUUUUGGGGACAACUUGGUCCAUUAUUUAUCGUCUCUUGGCGGGCACGUUCGUUUGUUUUGCAACGAACUGCGGCGCUUUGAUUUCUCGACAGCGACGGUGGCAUUGGUCCCGUCAGUACCAGGAGUGCACAAAGGCAAAGACAUGGAGAAGUACGGGCAUCUCCGCGUGCGCAAUCUACUGAAGAUGUACAAAGUUCCUCAGACAGACAACCCGUUAGUUUGUCAGUUUUCAAGCCUAGGCUCUGUUGACGAAAAGUGGCUCUUCGGAGAGUUUGCAGAAAGCUUUUUGCCAGGGAAGAAGAAUGUAUCCCCGACGUCCAUGCCUGUUCAAGCACUUCAUAUAAUUUGGCCUUCAGUUAAGGAUGUGCAAAAUUCACUUGAAGGAUGGAAAGCAGGACGAUCCAUUCCGUGCCCGCUCAAAAACAUGAAACCUUUUUUGCACAAGUACCUUCGAAAAUGGUCUCCACCGCCAGCUUUUCACCGGCAAAAUGCGAUGCCGCACAUCAAGUCGUACGCUCGAUUCAAUCCAAGCGAAGAAGAAUCUGGAGAGCUGGAUUGGGCUAUCUUGACCAGCUCGAACUUGAGUAAAGCUGCGUGGGGCACGCUCCAGAAGAACAAGACGCAGUUCAUGAUCCGGUCGUAUGAGCUCGGCGUGAUGUUCCUACCACCGAUUAUAGGGCGCCUAAACUGCGAUGAAGCGCGGCCACGUCUUGUCACGAUGGGCAGUAGGGCUGCUGCUGCUACUGCAGUGUGGGGGAACUCAUCUACGAAGUUGAUGACACUGCCGUACGACUUCCCGUUGAUUUCCUAUGAUCCGAGAAAUGACGAGCCAUGGGUCUGGGACCUUGUGCGAGAGAGCCCAGAUAUCUUUGGAAAUGUCUACAUGCCGCGCUAG